Molecule: messenger RNA, 1978 nt
Organism: Chilo suppressalis (striped riceborer)
Lineage: Eukaryota; Metazoa; Arthropoda; Insecta; Lepidoptera; Crambidae
Source: the annotation of a GenBank genome assembly
GUCAUAUUUAUCACACGUGCGCGCCUGCAUUGCUUUUUUCCACUAUAAAUAUAUUUUAGUUUCUAUCUAAUAAUUUAAUUUCAGUGUACAAGUCACACUACCUAUAACACAAUGCCUACACCAGACAAAAUCUUAAUGAGAAAAAUUAAGAAUAGAGAGAAGAAAAAACUUAAACUUAUUGCACAGAAAGCUGGUAACGAAGAUCAAGACCCCGCAGUUAGCCUACCAUCAGAGGUUAGGAAAAGGCCUUUGGAAGAAAGUAAAGCCAAUGAAAAAGCACACAAAAAGAAGAAAAAAAAGCCGAGAGUUGAGGUAAAAGAAGAGGCUAUGGAAGUAAAUGCUGCGUAUGACGAGAAUAAUGUUGAAAGUGAAGAUGAUAAUGGAGACAAUAAUGAAAUUGACAACAAAAACACAUCUGAUAACCAAUUGCCUGGUUCAAGUCUGUGCCUCGGAAUUCUGUCAGAUCAAAAAUUUUCUGCUUUGGAAGGAACUGUUUGUGAGCCUACUCUGAUGGGCAUCAAAGACAUGGGUUUUACUACAAUGACAGAAAUUCAAGCUAAGGCUAUACCACCAUUGUUGGAAGGUCGAGAUUUGGUUGGUGCAGCUAAAACUGGCUCGGGAAAGACUCUUGCCUUCCUUAUACCUGCUAUUGAACUGAUAUAUAAAUUAAAAUUUAAGCCAAGGAAUGGAACUGGUGUUAUUAUUCUGUCUCCAACAAGGGAAUUGUCAAUGCAAACAUUUGGAGUUUUAAUGGAAUUGAUGAAACAUCAUCAUCACACCUAUGGUCUUGUGAUGGGUGGUGCUAAUAGAAGCACAGAGGCCCAAAAGCUGUCAAAAGGUAUCAACAUAUUGGUUGCAACCCCUGGAAGGCUCUUAGAUCAUCUUCAAAAUACACCAGAUUUUCUGUAUAAAAAUCUUCAAUGCUUGGUUAUUGAUGAAGCUGACAGGAUCCUUGAAAUUGGUUUUGAAGAAGAGGUCAAACAAAUAAUUAAAUUGUUGCCAAAACAUCGUCAAACAAUGAUGUUCAGUGCCACACAAACAAAAAAAAUUGAAGCACUCACAGCUUUGGCAGUAAAACAUGAACCAAUUUAUGUUGGAGUUGAUGACCAUAAAGAGCAAGCAACUGUAGAGUCAUUAGAACAAGGAUAUAUUGUGUGUCCAUCAGAAAAACGCAUGAUGGUGUUGUUCACAUUUUUAAAGAAGAACAGGAAGAAGAAAGUUAUGGUGUUCUUUUCGACCUGCAUGUCUGUUAAAUACCAUCAUGAGCUUUUCAACUACAUUGAUUUACCUGUUAUGUCCAUACAUGGCAAGCAGCAACAGACUAAACGAACUACAACUUUCUUCCAAUUCUGCAACGCUGAAUCAGGGAUUUUAUUAUGCACAGAUGUCGCUGCAAGAGGUCUUGACAUUCCAGCUGUCGAUUGGAUAGUGCAAUAUGAUCCGCCUGAUGACCCCAAGGAAUACAUACACAGAGUCGGCAGAACAGCUCGAGGUCUCGGCACAAGUGGUCACGCUUUGCUUUUCCUACGCCCUGAAGAGCUAGGAUUCUUAAGAUACUUGAAGCAGUCCAAAGUGACCCUCAACGAAUUUGAGUUCUCUUGGAACAAAGUUGCCGAUAUACAACUACAGCUUGAAAAACUAAUAUCAAGGAAUUAUUUCCUCAACCAGUCUGCAAAGGAAGCAUUCAAGAGCUACUUGCGAGCCUACGACUCUCACCAUCUCAAAACUAUAUUCGAUAUUGAUACUAUAGACAUGGCGAAGGUUUCUAAAUCUUUCGGAUUCACAGUACCACCUGCGGUUGAAUUGAAAGUUGCUAAUAAAGGUCCGCCAACGAAAAGAAAAGGCGGUGGCGGUUAUGGUUAUUUUAAGUCUCUGAACGCACCAACCAGCCACAAGAAUAAGGCUGAGAAAACGAAAAUGUAUAGACAGAAAGGUGGCAACAGGAAACAACAAAAUUAAUUUAUUCAAUAAGGAAUAA